Messenger RNA from Sceloporus undulatus (fence lizard), 1240 nucleotides. RefSeq names its product claudin 10 (gene CLDN10). Gene Ontology annotation, cellular component: plasma membrane; bicellular tight junction. The record is from RefSeq and is a predicted model, not a curated record. The transcript has 5 exons. NCBI's taxonomy places the organism in Eukaryota, Metazoa, Chordata, Lepidosauria, Squamata, Phrynosomatidae. Gene Ontology annotation, biological process: bicellular tight junction assembly; cell adhesion. Gene Ontology annotation, molecular function: structural molecule activity. The coding region runs from base 284 to 982 and encodes 232 amino acids.
AGUUUGGAGGCUUUGAAUGGAUCCUGUCUUCCUUAAUCCUGAAGGUCCUCCCUGGUGUCCUCCUUGGGGAGGAGGAGGAGGAGGUCCCUGGUUCCCCUUCCCCUGCCCUCCCUGGGAGGCAACUCCAGAGGCUGGGCUGGGGCCCGUGGGCUCCUCCUCCUGCUGCUCCUGCUGCUGUUGCUCCAGAGGAUGCUGCUUCCCUGCCUGCCUUACCUGCCUUCCCUGCGCUCAGGUGUGCUGGGCUGCUGCUGCUGGCCAGAGGGAGCUUGCCUAGUGGCGUGCCAUGGCCAGCCUGUCUGCGGAGCUGAUGGCCCUGCUGCUGUGCCUGGGAGGCUGGGUGCUGGUCUCCUCCACGCUGCCCACCGACUACUGGAAGGUCUCCUCCCUCGACGGGACGGUCAUCACCACGGCCACCUUCUGGUCCAACCUCUGGAAGACCUGCGUCACCGACUCCACCGGCGUCUCCAACUGCAAGGACUUCCCCUCCAUGCUGGCCCUCGACGGUUACAUCCAAGCCUGCAGAGGACUUAUGAUUGCUGCUGUCUGCCUUGGAUUUUUUGGAUCUGUGUUUGCACUAGUUGGGAUGAAGUGCACAAAAGUUGGAGGCUCAGACCAGACGAAAGCUAAAAUUGCUUGUUUAGCAGGGCUGAUUUUCAUACUUUGCGGGCUGAGUGCAUUGACUGGUUGCUCCCUGUAUGCAAACCGAAUCACAUCUGAAUUCUUUGAUCCUACGUUUGUUGCACAAAAGUAUGAAUUAGGAGCAGCUUUGUUCAUUGGAUGGGCUGGAGCAUCACUUUGCAUAAUUGGUGGCAGUAUAUUUUGCUUCUCAAUUGCUGAAAACAAUAAAACUCCAAGGAUGGGCUAUGCAUACAACAGAGCUGAUUCUGUGGUGUCUACUCGAACAAAGGUCUGGAAUACUUCACCAGAUUUUAGAACAUCCAAAGCCCCUCCAAAGCACUUCGACAAAAAUGCUUACGUGUAAUCGGAUGGUUCUAAAACUCAGUGUGUGUGUUUUAAAAAUCAUGUUUGUUCUUUCACAUAAUGAUUUUUAGAAAGGUACUGGUGUCACCAGGAACCACAAAAAAGAAUAUUUUAUAAAUGAACCGUUGUCUUACUUGAUGUAAAUUUUCCUCAUGCCUUGUUUUAAGAUUUAUACUGAUGUUUUACAUAAAUUAUAUCUGUAAAUCAUUUGCUAUUUGUGCUUGCUGUAAAAAAGGUAUUUACAAAUAAACUCACAUUA